Messenger RNA from Lytechinus variegatus (green sea urchin), 4664 nucleotides. It is a transcript of the gene urod, whose product is annotated as uroporphyrinogen decarboxylase-like. Gene Ontology annotation, cellular component: cytosol. Lineage: Eukaryota; Metazoa; Echinodermata; Echinoidea; Temnopleuroida; Toxopneustidae. The record is from RefSeq and is a predicted model, not a curated record. Gene Ontology annotation, biological process: heme biosynthetic process. Gene Ontology annotation, molecular function: uroporphyrinogen decarboxylase activity. The transcript has 9 exons. The coding region runs from base 244 to 1398 and encodes 384 amino acids.
UAGUCUGCCAAAGGCAGCGCUUGCCUUAGCAAGUCUGACAUUGACUUCAUUGUCAAUGACAACGUUUCUUGAGAGUGUGCUGCCGAGGUAUGUCAACUUGUCCACCACAUUUAGACGUCCGCUUAUUGUGAUGUAGGGUUCAACGUAAGGCUUUCCUGGAGCUGGUUGAUGUAAUACUUCAGUCUUCUUUGUGCUGAUGGUAAGGCCGAAGUUGUUGCAGGCCUCAGAGAACUUGUCAGCACUAUGCCGCAUGUCAACCUCUGUGGAAGCAUUGAGGGCGCAAUCAUCAGCAAACAGGAAGUCAUUGAUAGUCAAUUUCCUGUUUUGAAGAAUGAUUUGAUUCUCCGAGCAGCAAGAGGUGAAAGAACAGAGAGAGUUCCUGUUUGGUUAAUGAGGCAAGCAGGCAGAUAUCUUCCAGAAUUUCGUGAGAUGAGGGCUGAACAUAACUUCUUCAAAGUCUGUCAGACUCCUUCCUUGGCAUGUGAAGUCACAUUACAACCAAUACGUCGCUUUGAGCUUGAUGCUGCUAUCAUCUUCAGUGAUAUUCUGGUGAUCCCUCAAGCUCUUGGUUUAACUGUUGAGAUGAUCCCUGGCAAGGGUCCUUCAUUCCCGGAGCCCUUGACCUCACCCAAUGAUCUCUCUCGUCUCAAUGCAGGAGUCAAUGUUAAUGAGGCUCUUAACUAUGUUUUUGAGGCAAUUACACUGACUCGUAAACAACUGGAAGGGAAGGUCCCUCUUAUAGGAUUUUCAGGAGCACCAUGGACACUAAUGGCUUACUGUAUAGAAGGUGGGGGGUCAAAUACAUUCUCUAAGGCAAAGAAAUGGUUAUAUACCCAACCAGAGGAUAGCCAUAAACUCUUACAGAUUCUUACUACAACCAUCGUGGACUAUCUUGUAGGUCAGGUCCUAGCUGGAGCUCAGCUUCUGCAGGUAUUUGACUCUCAUGCUGGUGCCCUGGGAUAUGACAUGUUUUGUAAGUUUUGUCUUCCAUACCUUCAACAGAUUGCCAAGGAAGUUAAAGACAAACUCAGAGCCAAGUCAGUAGAUCCUGUCCCUAUGAUUGUAUUUGCCAAAGGAGCUAACUAUGCAAUCAAUGAACUAUCACAAUGUGAUUAUGAUGUCAUGAGUUUAGAUUGGGAUGUACAGCCACAAAUAGCAAGAUCUCAAGCUGGACCAAACUUUCCACUUCAGGGUAAUCUAGAUCCUUGCGCCCUCUACAGUUCAAAAGAAGAGAUAAGUUUGUAUGUUGCUCAGAUGUUGGAACGGUUUGGAACUCAGAAUUACAUAGCAAACCUUGGUCAUGGCAUCUAUCCAGACUUUGAUCCAGAACAUGUAAAGGCUUUCAUUGAUUCAGUUCAUCAACAUUCUGAAAAUAUGAACAAGACAGGCCAAGCAUGACCCAAUCAGGAAUUUAUAGCAACUCAUUGGGAGAUUUAAAGUACGGUGUUGAAUACUAGUGUUGGUGUAUGCAUUUGAUUAAUACACCAGACACAACAUCAAACACUGACUUGAGGGUAGUGUUGGGAUAAGUGUCACUUGGUCUUUAAAUAUCAAUGACACAAAAGUUUUCAAAGUUUAUUUUUGGAGCCGAGGUAAAUUACCUGAUAAACGUCAACAACAAAAUUGUUCAUUAAAUUAUGUAUCACUGAUUCCAAAUGGGCUAUUGUAUUUGAGUGAAGAUAUAUAACAAUUUAUUUAUGUAUUCAUCUAUUUAAUGGUUACCUGCUUAUUGUAAUGAUGAAAUGGUAUGUAAAGGCCACAUUUUGAUUGGAGCAUAUCCCAGAAGAGCUUAGAUGUUAACCAUUUUUCUAAAAGCAAUGUUUCCACAUAGAUGCAUUUCCAAAUGAUAUUAAGAUGUUUAUGUAAAUCAAUCUCAAUAAUUAUUGUACGUACCAUAUACUUACCAUUGGUCACAUUUGCUCUAUGGUGACCAUACGGCGAGUCAAAAACAGCUCUUUAUGAAUCUUAAUUCAAACCACCCAUAUGUAGCUGGUACAAAUUAAUGUUAAAAUGGGUAUUUUCGCCUCGCCUUACAGCCGCCGAAGAGCAAAUGUGACCGAGGUAUUACUUGACUCUUGAACCAAGAGUUGAGUGUUCGAGUCCCAACUGGCCCCAGGUUUUUCACUCUCCACCCAUGUGUUAAAUGAGUACCCAGUAGGAUGUGAACGUCAAUGUGAUUAGAUUGGCAUGUGUGCACCGAUUAACGGUUGCCAGGUGGCCAGGAUACUCCCCGUGCAGUGGAGAUGUUGCACUUUAUGUGAGGAACACUGAUGGAUCCUAUAACGGGCCAUGAUUAUUACAAUGUAAAGUGCUUAGAAACACACAGUAUGAAGCGCUUUAUAAAUGUAACUAUUGUUAUUGUUAUCAUCAUAGUGAAUAUUUUAACAUACUUGAAUGAAUGGAUGAACAGAUUUAUACAAAUUCCUUGUUAUAAAAUGCAAAUUAUGGACAUAUUUUUCAUAGUAUUGUAAUUAUGGUGAUGUUGGUGAUAAUUAUGUUAAUUGGUAUCAUGGACAGGCAACUACAUAUUCCUCUAUCCUGCUCUUGUCAUUCUGCACAUGUGUUUCCAACUAUUACCUGCAUUUAAAAUCAACUAUGUCUACAGGUGUCUUCCACUAUAUUUAUCUCAUUGUCCAUGAAAUAAGAUUUAAUUAUUGUUGGACAAUUAGUUUAGGGUAACUUGUUUUAAGUUGGUGAUAUUUUUCUCUCAUAGAAGCCACAUAAUAGCCUUUAUUCAGUGAUCCAGCUGAUUUGUUAGAUCUGGGCACUCUCAAGAUCAAAGAUUUGUUCUUGAUCCAAUCAACAAGUAUGGAAAGUCAGCAACAUCAACAUCUAAAAUGCAAAAAUGCAUUUUUUUUUUCAAAAUAUUUUUUUUGAUACUAGUACAUUGGGUUUUUUAUCUUUGAAAAUUCAGUGUGCUUCUCUUUUUUGGUACCAAGGAUAUUGUGCAAAUUGUCAUCAUGCUUCCUGGAGGAAGAAUGAUGACAUUGAUGGAUUUCCAUUUAGUGAGAUUGAUUGGAUCAAUCAUAACUCUUUGUAAGACAGAUCCCAGUUCUACAAUUUUUUUUAUUUGGUCAUUACUGUUUUAAGAAGUCAUGGUUAUUUAGUCAUAGCGUUUAUUUUCAGACUCUUCCACCUUAUUAAAAUAUUCCAGAGUUUUUAGCACCCAUAACAACGGCAACAUUAGGGCCCGUUUCAUAACGGACUUGCAGCUGUUGUAACUUUGCCAUAAUGGCAACUACCAUGGUAACAGAUAAGGCUCAGCAGCCAAUCAGAAUCAAGGUUUCCAUGGUAGUUGCCAUAGUGGCAAAGUUACAACAGUUGCAAGUCCUUUAUGAAACAGGCCCCAGAUCUGCGGUUCGCGUGCAAAAUUCUUGUUAAUACUACAUGCAUACUAACAGCGACAUGUCCUGCAUGUGACACCAUGCAUGCCAUAAACAUUUUGCAAUUUGUGACAUGAGAAAAUCCUGUGCUUUCAUGUACGACUGCUCAGCAUAGUAUGCCCGCCACUCUACUGGGCUAGACAUGUCAUGAGAAGCUGUAGUGGUGUAUCAUGGCAUGUAUGAGAAAGUGGUUCUUCAAACAGAUCAAGUAUAUAUUAUUGAGGCAUAAAAAAAACUAAGUGAAUGAAGGCUUAGGUAUAUAUCAUUACACUCUAUGGAAUUUAUAUAGCAUCUAACAUGGAUUAUUGGUGGAUCUCUGGCAAUUAAAUUUGUGCAUCAUAUUCACCUCUCUAGCUAUUAGCAUUUCGCAUGCAUUGAUAUAUGCACAGCAAAGAAAUCUAUCCAGAUUUUUUUUUUUGCUGGUUCCUCCUACACAAAAUGGCAAGCCUGCUCGCUCACUGUAGGUGAAGGACAUAUGCCCCAUGGGCAUUAUAUUUUACCUUCCCCCAAAAUGGGGGAUUAGAUCUCAAAUUAUUCUUUCAUUAUUAGGAAAUUACAUGUAUACCGAGAUGGUGGUGAUUAUAGGACUCUUUUUUUUCCAAAUCCUGAAACCAUUAUACACCUAUAUUUUGAUGAAAAUGUUGUUUUAAUGGGAAAAUCAAGAACUUAUUUUUGGGCGUAGGUACAUUGUACCCUGUACAGAGAGUGCAAUAAUAUGAGAAUGUAUCUAGAGGUGACUGUUGCUUCCAUAAUACAGAGGCACUCUCUACAAUGACUAUCAUGUGGCAUCACUGUUACCAUAGUAGCAACGAACUGCAGAUCUAAUGUCCCUGUUGAGGUUGCGAAAGUCAAAAUUUUCACGUCAUACAAAUGUCAUACUAAAAGUCUCUUAAAAAUCAAUUAGCGUCAUUGAAAUCCAUUUUCCUUGUUGAGCGAAAAGUGCCUAUUCAAUAUUUUAGGAGGUACAGUAGUAGCUUAGCACAAAAAAUACAGGUAAAGUAGUAAAACUCUACCCUCUACAAGUCGUACCUUGUCUUAGUUAAAUUUUCCUUAGUUGGAACAGAUUUAUUUUUGGUCUGAAAGGAUUUGACCAAGGUUAAGUUAAUUGUACUUGGGAAUGUUUGCUUUAAUACAGUAAAAGUUAUUACUAGGAGGAAUAUUGAGCUGGGUAAUAAUGUAUCACUAUGUGUUUUAUUAGAGGGCUAUGAAUGUAUAUUUUGUACUCAUACUGACAAAUGACAAAAAAUGUUGCAAUAAAUACAAUUGCAUUAGCUCUUCAUA